CCUCUAGUCAUUGGUUCUGCAGUCCAAGGUAAGCAUGGCGGCGACAGCAGCAGCACCAGCGGCCCCUGAGCAAACACCUGAACCAUCGCAGUCAGGACCUAUGCCUUUUGACUUUUCCCAGCCUCCGAUUAUAGAAGGCUUCAACCCUUUGCCGAGGAUCAAAGAUGAGACCUUCAAAGAAAAAUUUAUUAGAAAAACCAAGGAGAACCCAUUCGUCCCAAUAGGUUGUGUGGGAACAGCUGGAGCGCUGAUUUAUGGUCUCCGUGCCUUCCAUCAAGGGAAAACCAGACAGUCCCAGCUGUUGAUGAGGGGACGUAUCUUUGCUCAGGGCUUCACUGUAGUUGCCAUUAUUUUUGGUGUCUUUGCCACAGCUCUGAAACCCAAGCCAUGAAGACAGACCAAACCUCUGCCAUUCAACUCGGAGUCAGACCAGAUCCAACUUGGAAUUUGACUGAUCUUACUAUCUGAAUGAACUUAAUAAUGUAUUGUUUCCAGUAUUGUUCAGAUACCUAUGUUAAGGCCACUAUUUAUUGUUGUUUGAACACUGAAUAGCUCAUGGUGAUUAAACAUUUUGCAACAACAUAGUAUAAUCAGCUCCUCUAUCAGACCAAGUAAGCAAGCUGGAUUUUACUUGUAUAGUGAUGUAAGUCUUUAGACAAAAUGCUGAUAAAUAUAAAUUAUAUGCUUCUUUUGUCACUGAAAUGAUCUAAAGAACACCUGUCUUCUGAUAUAAAUUUUAAGUUUAA
Messenger RNA from Siniperca chuatsi (mandarin fish), 746 nucleotides. RefSeq names its product HIG1 hypoxia inducible domain family, member 2A (gene higd2a). Lineage: Eukaryota; Metazoa; Chordata; Actinopteri; Centrarchiformes; Sinipercidae. Gene Ontology annotation, biological process: mitochondrial respirasome assembly. Bases 35 to 391 code for a protein of 118 amino acids. The transcript is spliced from 2 exons. The record is from RefSeq and is a predicted model, not a curated record. Gene Ontology annotation, cellular component: mitochondrion.